AUGGUACUUGAUAAACAUCGCGGCACGUUCUUGCGCGUGUACACGGAAGCAGAUAUCAAAUGUCAAGACACGAGUGACACCGAUCCUUUUCCUGCCUAUCUCGAGGGAAUCGACACAACCCUCGCGCCAUUCUGCCCCACUUCGGCUAAUCGUGUCCUGCAAGCCCUCGAGAUGGCAAAUGUGAGCCGAGAUGACCGUUUAUUGGAUCUAGGUUCAGGCGAUGGCAGGUUCUGUACAGCAGCAGUAGCUGUUUAUGGAGCAGCACACGCAAUGGGGAUAGAGUCAGAUCCGAGUCUGAUCGAAGUAUCCAAAUCACUCUGUCAGCAGGUUGCUACUGCUAAUGCUGCCACUGCUACUGCUGCUGGUGAUGGUGGUUUUGUUGGCAAGGAAACACAAGAGGAGGAAAAUGCUUGUUCAAAAGUAGAAUUUGUUGAGGGCGAUCUGCUGGCCCUACCAGUGUUAGUGAGGGAUCCUAGGUGGACUGUCAUAGUGUUGUUUCUCUUGCCAGACCACACAGACAAAUUUGCAGAUCUACUACGCUAUCAUUAUGAUCGUGGGGCUCGUAUCGUCAGCUUGGUAUUUAAUCUCAAUGAAAUCCAAGGCCUCUCCCUCAAGGUGUCCGACGAACCCCAAGGAAUUUAUGUCUAUGAGAAACCAUAG
This is a messenger RNA of Phycomyces blakesleeanus NRRL 1555(-), 660 nucleotides long. RefSeq lists its product as hypothetical. The record is from RefSeq and is a predicted model, not a curated record. Gene Ontology annotation, molecular function: protein-lysine N-methyltransferase activity. The coding region runs from base 1 to 660 and encodes 219 amino acids. The transcript has a single exon. Gene Ontology annotation, biological process: regulation of mitochondrial ATP synthesis coupled proton transport; positive regulation of proton-transporting ATP synthase activity, rotational mechanism; peptidyl-lysine trimethylation. Lineage: Eukaryota; Fungi; Mucoromycota; Mucoromycetes; Mucorales; Phycomycetaceae. Gene Ontology annotation, cellular component: mitochondrion.